Messenger RNA from Blastomyces dermatitidis ER-3, 393 nucleotides. RefSeq lists its product as uncharacterized. The record is from RefSeq and is a predicted model, not a curated record. Bases 180 to 386 code for a protein of 68 amino acids. NCBI's taxonomy places the organism in Eukaryota, Fungi, Ascomycota, Eurotiomycetes, Onygenales, Ajellomycetaceae. The transcript has a single exon.
UUUUAAUUCUAGCUCCAUUGCCGGUUUCUCCCCUUUGAUUUACAUUGAUUUACAUUGUCUUCUUUUCUUUCAAGUCUUCGCAUGUGCAUAAAUAAUUGAUCCAGUUUGUAGUUGUCUAUACGCAUGAAAGGAACCAUCUUCUUCGCAAAAAGCAACAACCCACCCAAAAACCCUUUUCAAUGCCUCUACGACUCCUCAAGUUUUGCCUCCAGGAUGGAGAAUGGGCCGCCCUGCAAUUUCGGUGCAGGUCUCCGGACAAAUAUUCGAGCCGAGCACGAAUAUAUAUCCAAAUACGGAAUCUGGGUCGGGUUGACUAUGAUCUGGCAAGUCGAGAAUCAACCCGUAGCCCCACUGGAAAUACGUACCAUUUGGCGAGCGAGGGAUAGUUACCCG